UCGCACAAAAGAUCUCCUGCAUUUAAGGCUAAAUACCGGUUCCACAGACUGACUGGUGUGACUGAUUGUCUGUCCUGUUGUACAGGCCUAAUGAUGAUGAUGAUAAUAACGAUAAUGAUCAUUCUUCUCUGCUGCAACAUGCCUGUGGUCUGCACUGCAUUAUUUGGCAGAAAAGUGACAUUAAUUUGUCCUUAGGGCAGAUGGUUGUGGUUUGGUUUGUCCAUGAAAAGGCUUUGGCACUGACUUUAAAACUCUGUGCAGACCUCUCUCUCUCUCUCUCUCUCUCUCUCUCUCUCUCUCUCUCUCUCUCUCUCCAUCUCUCUAUGUACUCCGCUACACUCCGCUCACUAUAUUCAGUCGCGGUUAACGGGCGUGCGGUUGCCAGGAGAGACGCGCGUGCAGUACAGUGUAGCUUUAACGGCAGAGCGGUACGGGCUCUCCCCCGCCAUUUCCUCGUGUCGAGCCCUGGAAUGUCGAGUAGCGGUUCGGGCUCUUCCUCGCGGAAGGAGUUCGAUGUGAAGCAGAUCCUCAGGAUACGAUGGAGGUGGUUCGGUCAUCCCGCGGUCCCUCCGCCUCACUCCCCGCCACUAGGAGACUACUUCGCCGGGAGGAGAACAGGCGGCAGCUCCGGGGACGGACCUUCAGUUAGCGGCUGUAGCAGCCCGAAUUCAGCGAGCGUAAAUCCCAGCGCGGCGAGUCACGGUGGUCUGGUAGCCAGUGGCAGCGCUGGGUCUAACCUGUGUAACGGCAGCGGCAGCAACAGAAAGUUUGCUGAUCCGGCAGGGAGUCGGGGCGGUCCGGUAGGAGCAGCGGUUGGAGCAACGGGGAACUCUUGUCCUCGUUCCUUCAGCCAGCCAGAGUGCAGGAGCUCCGCCGCGGCGCUGUCGUGGGUAUCCCCGCCGCCUCAUCGUCGCUCCCGACCGGUGACGAGCAUGGAGCCCACCGGCGAGGCUCCCGUUCCUCUGCUGGUACCCGAGCCCUCCGCUCAUGUCGGGUUUGAGGAUGAGGCGGCGGUGGCGGCGGCGGCUGCUGCUGCAUCGGCUGCAUCGGCAUCAGCAGCGUCGGGCACCGAGGACAACAGCAACCAUCCAGAAACAGACUCCAGCUCCUGCAGGACGUCCAACAGCAGCGCCACGCUGUCCUCAUGUGUGUCGAUGGAGCCAUGUGCGUGUCCAGAGGAGUCCAUGUUCACCGCUCUGUCCCACGCCGACGUCACCUUCCGCAAGAUGGAGGGCUACCUGAGGUCCCGACAGCUGUGUGAUGUCAUACUGGUGGUUGGAGACAGGCGGAUACCUGCACACAGACUGGUCCUCUCAUCCGUGUCGGACUACUUUGCGGCCAUGUUCACCAGUGAUGUUAGGGAGGCCAAACAGGAUGAGGUGAAGAUGGAAGGAGUAGACCCUGAUGCAUUGUGGGUCCUGGUGCAGUAUGCAUACACAGGCCGUCUCGAGUUGAGAGAAGACACCAUCGAGUCUCUGCUGUCAGCCUCUUGCCUGCUGCAGUUGUCAUCCGUAGUACAGGCCUGCUGUUCGUUCCUCAUGAAGCAGCUCCACCCCUCCAACUGUCUGGGUAUUCGCUCUUACGCCGACGCUCAGGGCUGCCAUGACCUACAGAGGGCAGCUCACGCCUACACCAUGGAACACUUUUUAGAGGUGGUGGGAGGCCAGGAGUUUCUUUUACUCCCAGUGGAGGAGAUGGAGAGGCUUCUUACGUCCGAUGACGUCAACGUGCCAGAUGAAGAAACUGUGGUAACCUCUUUAUUAACGUGGGUCAGUCAUGACACUGCUGUGCGGGAACGUCACUUACCUUUGCUGCUGGCUCACGUCCGACUACCGCUGCUGCAGCCACAGUUCUUGGCAGACCUGGAGUCCAACCCUCUUCUCCGGGACAGUAUGGAGUGCCAGCGGCUGCUGAUGGAGGGGAUGAAGUAUCACCUCUUGCCUCAGCGACGGCCCCUGCUUCAGAGUCCCCGCACCCGGCCCCGCAAGGCCACCGUUGGGGCCAUGUUUGCCGUAGGGGGCAUGGACGCUACAAAAGGUGCUACCAGCAUCGAGCAGUACUGUCUGCGUCGGGACAUGUGGCGACAGGUAGCCACCAUGAGUGGACGGAGGCUGCAGUUCGGUGUAGCUGUCCUUGAUGGCCGUCUUUAUGUGGUGGGAGGCCGAGAUGGACUCAAGACCCUUAACACUGUGGAAUGUUACAACCCACACAGCAAGACCUGGAGCGUCAUGCCUCCCAUGUCCACACACAGGCAUGGUUUAGGUGUAGCCGUCCUGGAGGGGCCCAUGUAUGCAGUAGGAGGCCAUGAUGGCUGGAGUUACCUUAGCACAGUGGAAAGGUGGGACCCCCAAGCUCGCCAGUGGAGCUUUGUUGCAAGUAUGGCUACGCCCAGAAGCACAGUAGGAGUAGCUGUACUCAAUGGCAAGUUGUAUGCAGUAGGAGGUCGGGACGGCUCGUCCUGCCUGCGCUCAGUGGAGUGUUUCGACCCCCACACCAACAGGUGGAGUGGCUGUGCUCCUAUGGCUAAAAGGCGUGGAGGUGUGGGUGUGGCCACAUGGCAUGGCUUCCUGUACGCCAUCGGAGGUCACGAUGCUCCAGCCUCAUCUCUUGCGUCUCGGCUCAGUGACUGUGUGGAGAGGUACGACCCUCAGACAGAUGUGUGGACGGCAGUCGCUCCAAUGAGCAUCAGCAGAGACGCGGUUGGUGUGUGUCUCCUUGGGGACCGUCUCUACGCUGUGGGCGGUUAUGACGGACAGGUGUAUCUCAAUACUGUUGAAGCUUACGACCCUCAGACAAACGAGUGGACACAGGUAGCACCUUUGUGUGUGGGCAGAGCAGGAGCGUGCGUGGUGGCCGUCAGACUGUGAAAACACCAACGUUCAAAGGAGGACUGUGCAUGAUGGCGCUCGGAUACCCUCCUCUCAGUCCCAACAAGAAACCAGGGAGCCCAUCUGCCUGCCAGCAUGUGACCAACUCUGGGAAGUGAGAGGCUGAUCACUGAACACACAUGGAGUUUUACACUUGACAAAGUCACAUUUUACUCUCCUUAACAACUGCCUGCAUUCAGGGUUAUGUCAUGUGUCAAGUUUCUGAUAAAGUUUUAAUAUUUGAGCAGAACUUCUGCCGCAGAAGUGAUCUGGUAACAACAGCACUGAUGAAAAGGAAUCUGCAGUGUUAAUCUGAGCAUGACAGAACAGCUGUCUUGCAGUUCCUUAUUUUUCUUGCCUAUUAUUUUGUUCCUGUAGCUACACACACACACACUCGCUCACACACACACACACACACAUAUAAACCUACAUGUCUGCUUUCAGCUUCUAUUUCUGCUGACAGAAAGGUGAGAGAGAGACAGAGAGCGGCUGUCAAGACUGUUGAAAUGCGUCAUUAUUUUACUCUCUCAGUUUUCCUAACCAUAUCUGAUGGUGUGUACUGAUGCUAUUUUAAUAUAUUCCAUAUUAAGCUGCAGUUGGGAAGCGCUCUCCUCUAGUUUUUCAUCCCCUUUCUUUCUGACAGGUGAAAGAAAGAGUUUUGACAUAAUCAGCACAGCCUUUUGAACAGCCAUGCUCUAAGAAACUGUGACGCUCUUUAUUCUUGUCAGUCAAAAACAUAUCAUUACCCUUUAUCUAAUAUUUUUGUGUUUAUGUCUUCCAUGUUGCAUCAGCACACAUCCGAAGCAUACGUGAUACUGUGAUAUACAAGUUAUUGUAGCAUUUUUACAAGCUACACUGGCAAAUUAUCCAGCUUUAUGCAUUUUCUUUUGUUUUUUAACUUUCUAAUCCUGGCAGUGGUCACAUAAUUGAGGUCCAUGGAGUGCUGUUAUUUGGUUAUAACAAGAGUGGUUGUGGCCCUUUGUUGAUCCCUGUAGGAAAAUUUUAUUUUCAAUUUCCCACAGAACACAGGGGCAGCUCUUUACAGGCGUGGGCUUAUACAGGGUCAGUUGAGCUUUUCUUUCUCCACUAUAGAUGUUCUUCUUCUGUGUGUGUGUGUGUGUCAGUGUGUGUGUGUGCACGCAUGUGCGUGCGCAAGCGCAUACACAUUUGGACGUUCAGAGAUUGCAAGGAGUAUAUUUUUAUCUCAAAUGAGAAUCUUCCUGCUUCCCCUCUCCACAUGUUCAAUUCCCUGCUGCUUUCUCUUCAUCCCCAUUUUCCCAUUUCAUCACCACACAUACACACACAUACACACACAAAAUCUCUCAUACACAGAGCGCGUGCAUGUUAGAGCAGAACUGGAUACCCAGACAAAAUGAACAACAGGCCAAAUAAUGAGACCAUGAAUUUAAUAACGUUGAUUCAGCCAUGCAACAUUUUAUUUGAUGUCGAGUUCAAAGCAUUAUUAGAUCCGAUGCUGCUGCAGACAAAGCAUCAGACAUGAGUGAAAAAUGAAACAACCUCGUGUGUUCAUGUUUGUGGGCUUGUUCUGGUAAAUGCACAUGUCAGGAAACCUCCAGAAUACAGCGCUGACUGCAGGUUUAAUACUUUGAUGCCACAAUCAUUUUAUACUGUAUACUUAAUUGUGUCUUUCUCCAGUGUUGCUUAAUCUGCUCUCUGAUGUGUGUGUGUGUGUGUGUGGGUGCAUGCGCAUAGUAUACAGAAAGCAAACUCCUGACAGUGAGAGGCAAAACAGGCAUCCUGUCUGAACUGACAGAUCUAGAGCUAAUGUAGCCCCCAGGAUGCACUUCAUAAACACACAUGGACAUAUUACAUAUUACACACACACACACACACACACACACACACACACACACUUAACCACACAGCUGAAAGUCAUGUGUCCCAGGAGUCAGGGAAGAUUGAAAAGUCUCCCAUAUUUGCCUGCAUGACAUCCAAAAAGCAGAGACUUGCAGGCUAGCAAUUCCCUGCAGCCGAGCUGUUGUUUAUUUAAGCCUAAUGCACUGCUGCAUUAUUCUAUUUUCUUCCCCUUCAAACCUGCCUGCUGUUUAUUUAGGGAGUAAUUCUCUUUAGAUCAGAGCAGAAGAAGUGUGUCACCUCCUCUGUGUAGAUGCCGUCACAGAGUUUGAUUUCUGUCAGAGGUUAAAAAUAAAGAUUGACAUUCCAAACCGAUCUAUAUAUUGAGUGUAUAUUCUGUACAGAAAUAAAUAUAAAAUCUAUGUAGUCUUAUUGCAUUAUGCUGUAUAUAAUACAGUGCACAUUAAUAUGCCAUGUGUUUUUGUGUGUUUCUUUUUGUACCAUGAAUUCCAUGAUAAAUAGUACAGCUGAUCAUCUCCUCUUUUUGUACCAGAAUAACACCUCGUCUUUUACAAUAUAAAUUAUCUCUGUACAAUAUAUAUAUAUAUAUAUGCUGCUCUAAUAUGCCGUUAUUGGUCUUUUAUACAUUAAAGUCCAGAUGUGAU
This is a messenger RNA of Scatophagus argus, 5347 nucleotides long. RefSeq names its product kelch-like family member 5 (gene klhl5). The coding region runs from base 201 to 2867 and encodes 888 amino acids. Gene Ontology annotation, molecular function: protein binding. The transcript has 13 exons. Lineage: Eukaryota; Metazoa; Chordata; Actinopteri; Scatophagidae. The record is from RefSeq and is a predicted model, not a curated record.